Tympanuchus pallidicinctus (lesser prairie-chicken) is the source of this 8077-nucleotide messenger RNA. It is a transcript of the gene RCOR3, whose product is annotated as REST corepressor 3. Gene Ontology annotation, molecular function: transcription corepressor activity. Gene Ontology annotation, cellular component: histone deacetylase complex; transcription regulator complex. Bases 3479 to 5065 code for a protein of 528 amino acids. The transcript is spliced from 11 exons. NCBI's taxonomy places the organism in Eukaryota, Metazoa, Chordata, Aves, Galliformes, Phasianidae. The record is from RefSeq and is a predicted model, not a curated record. Gene Ontology annotation, biological process: regulation of transcription by RNA polymerase II; negative regulation of DNA-templated transcription.
GUCGGCGCGGAAUACCAGGCGCGCAUCCCCGACUUUGAGCCCGGCCACCUGGAAAAAUGCACGGCCUUCCUUUCGCCUUUGGUUAACUCUUCUAGAAGAGGCAUAUAGCAUUGUUCCGAGUGCACAAACCCCGAUCCUUGGGCUGAGCGGAUGGUGACUCCUUUGGAACAGCAAAAUUUUACAUUACACAGAAAACUUCACAGUGUGUAAAAGCAGGAUGCAUCCUUACUGUGUUACCAAACUGAGGAGCUCUCAGCAAGAUCCCGUGUUCUCUCCUGCUUGCUUUCUGCUGGCUCUUGGGGCGGCCUCUCUGAGGGAUGCUGGGCGCAAAGCUGAGCUCUUGUCCUGUCACAUAUACACCUGCAUUAUUAUUGGUGUGCUUGUUUUUAUUGUAUUUUGAUGUAGCAAAUGGACUUUCCAUUGUACCUGUGGGUUUGCAUAAGUGGAUAUAGGCAUUAUUUCUAAUUUACUCACUUCCAUGAUUUUUCCUCUUGCAGUUCCUCUGAAUCCCUUUCUCCUGACAGUCUGCCCGUAAUGCUGGGAUAUGUGUUUGGUUAUCUGAUUUCAAAUGCUUCUUUAACAAGGUAGUUGUGAGGCAGGAGUCCAUCCCAGAUAGAACUGGGUGGUGUCAAAGCCCACAGAACUCUGAGCAGAACCCCGUUUGGCCUCACUUUGUCAGUUUGUAAAUAUUGGUGAGUGACGCUUUGCAACAAUGUGUUCAGGAAGAAAACAUUCAUGGUUAGAGUUGUGGCAGUAUUAUAGGUGAACUCAGGAUGGAAAAUGUUGAAGAUAAUUUGUUUAAAAAAGAGGUUAAUCAGCUAUUUGCUGGUCUCUUGGGGCAAGAAGUGGCUGAACACAGCAGCUGGGAGAAGCUGAAAUGUGCUCUUCCCAUGUUCUACCCAUCACCCCUUUGCAGAGGCAAGCCUUCAGCCAGAGCUGAUGUGGGAAUGGCGCUUGGAAUCACCACUAGAUGUAACAGCAAUGAGAUCCAUUUACUUGCUGUGAUAAAUGGCAUUAAUAAAAUAAAGCCCCUAGAUCCCCUCACCUAAUUUGCUAAGUUAAUGAACCAUCUCCUGCGCCCCAGGUUUUGGUCUCCUCCUGUUGAUUUCCCUGUAGUACUUCAUAUUUCCAAGGCAAAACGUUCUGCCUCGGCUUUCUGACCCACCCAUCGACAUAGCAGGGUAUCACGGUGCUGGGUCCUCACUGGGGGCUGUCCAAUUUCUUUCUUAGGGAAUGAGCCAUGGAGAAUGCCACUGCUGGAAAGGUGCUGUACUGUUGUGUGACCUCUGUGAUACGGCUGCCUCCGUGAUGUGGUUGCCUGUGGAGUUUUAUUUCACGCUGAAGAAUCAAUGCUGUCCUGACUCAGGCAGGCCGUGAUACAAUGAGAGUUCACAAAGGCUUUAGUAUGAGUUCUGCUUGCUUAGUGCUGAAAUGCUGCUCUUCCAUUUACCCCGUUCUUGGGGGGUGAGUGGAGAAGGAUUGUUGGAGCAUUUAAGGUUGCUUAUGGAUUUCAUUUCAUUGUACAUCCUUCUAAUCUUUCUCCUUCUAACCUUCCUAUGUAAAAAUGGAGUCUGUUAAAGGGAAGUAAUGAAAUAGCCUGGUGAAAGACGUAGAAGUUUCUUUGUGUUCGAUGUCAUCUGUCCUCGCAGUCCCCAAUUUAUUUAUUUUUUUUAAGACGUCCAGUCCUUGGGUUUCAAAGUUAAAUUACCAGACACCCCCAGUGCCAUUAUUAAGUCACGUAUGUUUCCAGAUACUCAUCUUAUUCUCAGUACUUAUAGUCACGUACAGAGUGGUGUCUUCCAAGCACCCCUGACUUCUGCUAAUGCUAAACUGCAGUGUAGCAGCUGUCAGUCUGGUGCUGUGGUUGCUCCCUUACAGAAGCCGUAGGGAGUGCUUACUGUCAUCUCCAGCCAGCACUGUUUCUUGACAGCAUUGGCAGCAGCUGAAGUGCAGAAACCUUCUCCAAAGUAGCUCAGUGUGGUUGGGGAGGGGAGACUUGUGUCUGAGGUGUAGCUAAUGGAUUUUGUCUUCCGUAUUGGCAUACGCUUCUGCUCUUCUUACCUGCUGUGGGUAAGGUGCUGCCUGCUAUUUCCAGCCUCUACCCAUAAUAAGCACAUCGCCUUUGGGAAGCAGUUCAGCCUUUAUUUAGGAGUGGGAGAGUGCUGCUCACUCAAACACUUGGACACGAAGGACAAGAAGUGGUUUUCAUAAAGAAAAACCCUAGUCCUGCUUAUGGAGUUGGAGGGAUCCCUCCUGGAGGUAUAAAUGGCAGGGCUCAGGACGUAGGUUGUUAACCAGAGUACUUCAGUAUUCAAUAGCUGACAGUGUCCUUGACAUAAACAGGUCUGCAGGUGUCUGUCAGGAUUAUUACUUUAUUUUCUUAAGGGAAAACUGAGGGUCUGGUCACAUUAAGUUCGGGCAUUUGAUAUACAGAAGGAGAGAGCCUGAUAAACUGAUGUAUUCUCUAGUGGUCAUCCUAGUUUCUACUUUUAGAGAGUGGGAUACAAAGCAACGAUCAUUCUUUUCUGAUAGAAAACAACUGGAUGAAGAGGUGGUACAGCAGCGACAUGUUUGCAUCACUGCUCGUGAGAAUAUUGCUUUCCUAAUGACUAAAAAAUUCCUACUUUCUUUUUCUAAUGUUAUGCUGUAAAAUUUGCUCUUGUGCUAGACUUGGAGAGGGUGGGGGUUUUUUGGUGUGUUACGCUUUGAAAUGGAUGCUUUGUGGCUUCUGUGUACAUUCUUAAACUUAUUGCAGUUACCUGUGUGUGUUUCAGCAGACGCAGGAGUUCAUUCAGUGUUUCUAAUUGAGUUUUUGAGUUUACAAUCAUAAUGGAUCUAAAGACUGCAAAGAUGAUAGCAACUUCAGAACGCUGCCAAACUAAACAGCAAAAAACAACAAAGCUUAGCAUAUGAUUAGGAGGCACCAAGUAGUUAUCUCUUCCAAAGCACUGUUCAUUCUUUGCUUUGUUUCUCAACAACAUGUAGAAUCUAAAUAUCAAGGACGAGAGCUUAAAGUGGAGUGAAAAAUUACUUAUUUGAGGGAAUAAAUAAAUAUCCUUCUACAGGAAAGAUGCGAGUAGAGUUUCCCCAAGGCGCUUCCUCAAGAAGUUCAUGCUGACAGUGGUGUAAAUGCUCCAGUUGUUGAGUGAUGUCUUCAGAAGUUGAAAUAUUGAAUACCUUUGUGAAAUACCCAUAAAAUAGAAUACCCAUACUAUUAAUUACUUGAUGCUUUUCCAGUAUUGAGCAACUCCUUUAAACACGUUUUCAAAUCAAAGAGACUGAAACAUUUUUGUACUUUGUACAAAGUCACAUCAACAUUGCAAAACUUGCUUUGUCCCCCUGAAAGAUUUGUCACUUGAUCUGCUUCCCUUGCUAUGGUUCAGGCAGAGGAGAAGCAGAAACAGAGGAGAAAAAGAGCCUUCAAUCUGUCUACCGUUUAUAGCAGCGCAGAUUGGUUGGCUGUGAACAUCAAAAUCACAUGGCUAUGGAAAUCAAAACCUUAGUUGAGUUGGGCUUCUCAAGGUGGUUGACUUUUAACUUAGUGUCCCAUGAACAGCUGUUCUCUAGAAUGUUUUUAUUAACACUAAGACUUGCUUGUUUUCUUACAGGCGCCACAAAAUACACUGAUAAAGAUAAUGGAGGGAUGCUCGUAUGGUCACCAUAUCAUAAUAUUCCAGAUGCCAAGUUGGAUGAAUAUAUAGCAAUAGCAAAGGAAAAACAUGGAUACAAUGUGGAACAGGCUCUCGGCAUGUUGUUUUGGCAUAAACACAAUAUUGAGAAGUCCCUUGCGGAUCUCCCUAACUUCACUCCCUUCCCUGAUGAAUGGACAGUUGAAGACAAAGUCCUAUUUGAACAAGCAUUUAGCUUCCACGGAAAGAGCUUUCACAGGAUCCAGCAAAUGCUUCCAGACAAGACGAUUGCGAGCCUUGUAAAAUACUACUAUUCUUGGAAAAAAACUCGCUCGAGGACAAGUCUGAUGGAUCGACAGGCUCGAAAGCUUGCUAAUAGAAAUAAUCAAGGUGACAGUGAUGAUGAUGUAGAAGAACCUCAUCCAAUGGAUGGAAAUGAUAGCGAUUAUGAUCCCAAAAAAGAAGCCAAAAAGGAGGUAACAGAUAACUUAAUGGGCAAUAAUGAGCAGCCUGUUCAGACCAGCAAGAUAGGGCUGGGUAGAAGAGAGUAUCAGAGCUUGCAGCAUCGCCACCAUUCUCAGCGUUCCAAAUGCCGUCCACCAAAAGGCAUGUACCUGACCCAGGAAGAUGUGAUAGCUGUUUCCUGUAGUCCCAAUGCAGCCAACACAAUUCUUAGACAGCUGGAUAUGGAACUAAUCUCAUUAAAGCGACAGGUUCAAAAUGCUAAGCAAGUAAACAGUGCACUUAAACAGAAAAUGGAAGGCGGGAUUGAAGAAUUCAAACCUCCUGAGUCUAAUCAGAAAAUCAAUGCCCGUUGGACCACAGAAGAGCAGCUUCUUGCAGUACAAGGUGUCCGCAAAUAUGGUAAAGAUUUUCAAGCUAUUGCAGAUGUAAUUGGCAACAAGACUGUUGGCCAAGUGAAGAACUUCUUUGUAAACUACAGGCGUCGGUUUAACUUAGAGGAGGUAUUGCAGGAAUGGGAAGCGGAACAAGGAACCCUGGCUUCUAAUGGUGAUGCUUCUGCUUUAGGGGAGGACACAAAAAAUACUUCUAAUGUGCCAUCAGGAAAGAGCACUGAUGAAGAAGAUGAGGCGCAAAGCACUCCGAGCACUCAGUGUUUAGGCCCUUCACCUCCAGCGCAGGCAUCUGCUCCAGCUCCUACCGCUCCCUUGGCAACUUUAAAUCAGCCACCCCCGUUACUUCGUCCAGCGCUUCCUGCAGCUCCUGCUCUCCACCGUCAGCCUCCGCCACUCCAACAACAGGCGCGAUUUAUUCAGCCAAGGCCCACUCUCAAUCAGCCUCCCCCACCGCUCAUCCGCCCAGCUAAUUCCAUGCCUCCCCGUCUGAACCCAAGGCCGGUGCUGACCACCGUUAGCGGCCAGCAGCCACCCUCACUGAUUGGAAUUCAGACAGAAUCCCAGUCCACUCUGCACUGAAGAAAUAAGGCAGAAUUAUGCUAACUCCUACAUCUGAAAGACUGCAUCAAGGUACUUUUCCUUUUCCAAAUAAAGAAGCAGAAAAAAAGCGAGCCUUCACAGGUAGCAGACCAGUCUUACAGAGGAGCAAGGUAAUAACCAGUACUGGAACCACGUGAAUGACCACCUGUGUAAAAAUAUUUUUUGUAGAAGACUUGUACAGAAGAACAAUGCCUACAAUACACAGCCCUCCUCUAUGUGAAUAACUGUCGAAGGAAGCUAAAUUCAUACAUGAGUCGAUUUUCAACACACCAGGAUUUCAUUUAACUGAUUUUUUUACUCUAUUUAUUUUAUUAUGAUUCUUUGUAGUCGAGCAUCUAACUACAAGAAAGUAGGCUGGCAAAUCUAGGAAUAAGUAAUAUUGUAGGAGACUUAAAUGUAGUGGUUUUCUGUGUGUAAUUUUUAUUUUAUUUUUUACUUUUUAGUGGAGAAAAAAAAAAUAAACCUAAUGGCCUUAGGUUCAGAAUUUUUGGCCCUGCUUAGAUAUCUGUAGAAGCAUUUCUUGCAAUUGUAAAAGGUAGAUGAUUCUUCUCUUAAUGUUUUUUCCCAGAAUGUUUUUUCUUGUUUAAAAAAGGUACUUUCUUAUUGAAUAGUCCUCCUCCAGUGUGUUAUGAAAACUCAGUGAGCUAUUGUACCAAACAUACUAAACAUCACAUGUGUUCUAGUCAUAGAAGCUGUCUGGAAACAGGAGUCCAGUUUCCUGCUGCACUCUCCCUUGUAGGCUGGGCUGGGGAGAGGCAGCAACUGCCAGCACCCAGGGGGAUGACAGCAGAGGAACUGCUUAGCAAGAACCAUACGUUUCAUUAGUUCUUCUGCUGACCCUUCUAAUCUAAGUACAGCAGAAUUUCAGUCCUCUGAGAACAUCUUGCUCACCGCUGGUAUUCGCGAGAUCAUUGAUAUCUUGCCUAGGAUGUAUGAUGGAUGUACAGAGGCUGAGGGUGGUAGGAGAGUAACGUAGCAAUAGGGCUCUCUGCUGCCUGCCUGCCCGGUGUUAAAUGUCUGAUUUCUGCUAUUGCUGGCAGAUCUGCGGGCUGGGUUUACGGCUAUCAUGGUUUGUUUUGUUUUAUUCACUAGCAAAACCUGCAUUUGGGUAUCAAUUAUGGCUUCCCCAUUUUAGGAGAAUAAAAGAUUGGGGUUUAUUUUCCAUGGUAUUUACUACUACAUUUUUCUUGUCUAAAACCCUGAUUCAUGCCCAGCAGUAGUUCUUUUGGUGGUUUGUUUUUAAAGCAAACGCCUCUCCCUUCCAAGUAAACCAGGCUUCAAUUUUCAGUACCAGCAUUUGAAACUAUGAUCUGAGUCAAGCUAUUGAAAAACAUUGCAUUGCUAACUGCCAUGCUGCUCUAGAAAAUUAUUUGUUUAUACCUGGUGUUUAAAGUCCUUUUAAAUCCAUUGUGUUACUAGCUUGAUUUGCCCAUGACUCAGAUGAAACUACAUUUGAAAAUGGAAUGUGCUCUCCCUCAUUCUUUCUGCAGAUAAUGUGGUGGUUUGACCACCAGUUAGCAGUUGGCUAAGACUUUUCAUUUAUGCAAAGGAAAGUUCUUACAGCACCAGAUCCUAUUACCUUUGUAAAUCUAGUAUUAGGGAUUUAUAUUUGUGACCUGAAUUGCAAUUAAAGCGUUCACCUUUAUGGUUAAGUUCACAAAUAUUUUCAGAUCAAACUCAAUUUUCUUUCCGUACAGCUUUCAGCAGUGCACUGGUGUCUCAUACAAGGGGUCCUUCUUAGGAAUUUUCUUCUGCAUCAGAGUAGGUUCUUAGCCACUAUGUGAGCAUCAGAUGACCUCUCUCCCGAGAAAAGCAGCACUGUAACAAAGUGCUGAGGAACGUGUGAUCGCUGAAUCGUUUGUUCUGGAAGUCCUCAGUGUCCCUCAACAGCCAUGUACGGAUCUGGCUGCUCCCAGACGGGUUUUUAAAACUGAUAGGAAAUCCAUUUCCACAUCCAUACGUAUCUCAGUUGUUAGCAGGGAUAGGGCACAUCUCCAGUACUUGUCACUUUUCUUUUUUUUAAGCAUUGAGUCUCCCAGGUGUGUGUAUUGUACCUUUGCUAAUUUUUGUCUUGUCUCGUCAAUAGACUUCAGUAUGCAGAAUGUUGGGUGUUGCAGUAGAGUUGGCCGCCACCAACUGCUAUAAAACUGUUCAGUACAUUGUAAUUCAGUUUAAUCUUGUUUAAAUAUUCUAUAACUGGGCAAAGGUGCUGUAUUUGAAGGGGGUGGGAGGGGCAGAGAUGGGUAGUAUUUCUUCCUUUACAAACACUGUAGCACACAGUAGGGAUUUCCUAGCGUUUGUAGUACUAAAUAAGUAUGUACAUAGCAAAAUGUCUUUAUUGUGUGCUUUGCAGAGUAUGUGCAUACAGUUUGCACGUCCUGUUUUUGGGGGUAGGGUUUGUUUUAAGCAGUGUUUGCCUGGAGAGUGAUAUGCUUGCUGCUUAAUCAAAGGAUUAAAGUUUCAAAGAAAUCUGUGUCUUCUAUUUUUAUGUACCUGGUAAUAGUCUAAUAUGUUAGGGCCCUUAUACUGUGAUUCUCUUCUAAAUUCAUUUCUAUUUUUUUAAGAAUUAGAAAUAAAAUUAUACAAUGGUGUUGAUUUCGGUGGGGAAUUUCUUUUGCCAUAUCUCGUCUCCUGUUUUUGUAAUGUAGUAAUGAACUCUGACUUCAAGGUUGGCUUAAUUUUGUCACUUUAAAAAAUGUAAAAUGUUUGCACACUAAAGUUCAGCUGAGAACGUGUAUCCGACAUUGUUCAAAGCUAAUGUAACUCUACAGCUUUUUGUACAGUUUAUUUUAGUUAAUAAAGCAAAACGGUACUAAAACUGACAGGUUCUACAACUGCAAGGCAUAAUUUGAACUACGUCGUCUGAGGAACAGCGCUUGCAAAGUAUGGAUGUACAAAAAUAUCAGAUCUAAUUGUUGCACUUUAAAUCAGAAUGGGUAUGGAGUGAAGCAGGUAUUCCUGCAUUAAUAAAAUCAAUCACUAAACAUUGCA